AUGCCGCAUAUUCAAGUGUCAGAUUCGGAAAAGUUACGUUUAUACAAAUUUAUUGAAAAUGGAUCUAAUUUAGAACUUGCAUACAGAAGUUGGGAAUAUCAUGAAAUUCCGCUACUACCACAAACAAUGAAAUUUAACUGGAACGUAAAAACUACUAGUCUACUAGAAAGACCACGAUUUGUUUUGUUUGCUUUACAGACUGCCAAAAAGAAUGCCAUAAAAGAAGAUGCGAGCCAUUUCGAUCAUUGUAAUAUUACAAACUUAAAACUAUUUCUACAUUCUGAAAUGUACCCGUAUGACAAUUUGAACUUGAACUUUGAUAAGAAACAGUAUGCCAUUGCAUAUGAAAUGUAUGCACAAUUUCAACAGUCGUACUAUUAUAAAGUUGGAGAUCCAUGUCUUAGUUUGGAGCAAUUUGGUUCUUUUGCCCCCAUAUUUGUUAUUGACUGCAGCAGACAAAAUGAAUCAGUUAAGUCGGGAAGUGUUGAUAUGAGAAUAGAAAUUGAAACCAAUAAGAAUAUACCAGUUAAUACAGCAGCUUAUUGUAUAAUUAUACAUGACCGUAUUGUUAAUUAUAAUCCGCUAACUAAUGUAGUUCAAAUGUUUUAA
Diabrotica virgifera virgifera (western corn rootworm) is the source of this 609-nucleotide messenger RNA. RefSeq lists its product as uncharacterized. The coding region runs from base 1 to 609 and encodes 202 amino acids. The transcript has a single exon. Lineage: Eukaryota; Metazoa; Arthropoda; Insecta; Coleoptera; Chrysomelidae. The record is from RefSeq and is a predicted model, not a curated record.